UGCCCAACCGUAUUCCACACGAACAAAGCGUUAAUUCUACUCUCAUAAAACGCACUCAAAUGUUCUUGAAUGAAAAUAAAAAUUAUCACUUAGUUUUACCACAAAUCUUAAGCAAUUCAUGAAUGGAAUUCGACCUGCUAUCGUUAGCAUCUUGGGAAACGAUAACGUCUUCGCGCUUUAUCGCCUGGAAGCUUGCCGCGUCCAUUUGAAAAUGCAGCAUUACGAUAAAUCAACUGAUAACACAAAUCAAACCGGAUCCAAUUUUAGUGUACGUCAUAUCUUAAGUUGGUAUUAAGCUGCGUCAAGAUACGUGAGAACUUAUCGCAAAGUUGACUAACGCUGUCACGCCAUCAACCAUGUACGCAAAUUUCAAAAAGCGAUAAUGAGAUGUUAAGCUGUCAUAGUGUCUACGAUCGAUGACGACACUACAGCUCAAGCUCAAGCAAAAGAACGGAACCGGUUUAGCUCGUUUCGAUUCAUCAUUAAGACGUAGCCGCUACACCAAGAAGAUAUCACCACUAUGUUUUCAGUUGGGAUCGAAAUCUAGAAGAGAUGAGGUCCAAUAUUAUUCUGACGCUGGUGUUCAACUUCACAGUGGCCGCCGAUAUUCCCAACAAUGUGUCCAACUGCGGAACAACGAUCCAUAACAUCCAGAAACCUCUUAUCGUGAAAGGGACGACUGCCAUAGAGCAAGGUCGAUGGCCGUGGCAUGCAUCUAUUUGGCACCGACUGUCUCGCAAAACCCACGGUUACGUAUGCGGCGGAACUCUGCUCAGCGAUCUGUACGUCCUGACGGCAGGCCAUUGCGUGUCCAAGGAUGGCAAUGCCCUGAAUGAACGGCUUUUCACCGUUCAGUUGGGCUCCGUUAGACAGAAUCUACUGCUGAACAAUUUCCCAGUUCAGAACAAGGCCGUUGCGGAGGUGUUCCUACACGAAGAAUUUUCCUCGCGUGACUUCCGCGCGGAUAUUGGGCUGCUUGCGCUGAAAACCAGAGUGAAGCUGAAUGAAUACGUACGUCCUAUUUGUUUGCCUAUACGGGACCUGCGGAGUGAUUACGGAAGUAUUAUCGGUCGAAAUGCGGUAACUGUGGGGUUCGGAAUGACGGAUAGCGGUGACUAUUCAGAUGAACUGAGGCAGCUUCAAGUGCCGAUUGUGGACUACGUGACGUGUUUGCAGAGCAAUCGAGAGGUUUUCGGGAGAUCAUUGUCUGAGGGAAUUAUCUGCGCGGGAGAUGUUCAGGGAGGUACUGUGUGUAAUGGAGAUAGCGGCGGAGGGUUAUACACUGAAGAAUCUGGCGGACGAUGGAUGAUACGUGGUGUGACCAGCUUCACCGCCCAACGUGGAUGGGAUGACAGCAGUUGUAGUUUGAAGGAUUAUUCUGCGUUCGUGAAUGUAUCCUUUUAUGAGCCGUGGAUUCGUUACGUGAUGGAAAAUGGUCAACAGGAGGGAUUUUUCCACCGGAUUGGGUCGGACGACAAAAUUGGCGGAACAAAGGUAGUUGUUGAUGAAACUCCCGAAGUGGUUGAACAACCCAGAAUCAGCGACAAAAAUGUCGUGAAUAUAAGAGAAAAGGCCUUGUGGUGACCGGCCUCCGAGGACCAGGACAUAUAUACUUACAAAUCAAUGAUAAACCUUUGGGUUUGGCGUACUAUCUUAACGACCGUUAUGCCAUUACGACUGCAAACCUGGCCAGAAAUUGUAUUGACGCCACUUGUGAGACUAUAUUGGGCAAAAAAGUUCAACAAGUUAUUGUGCAUCCCAAAUUUACCGGUUCCAGAGAUUACAACGUUGCUUUGAUUUUGAUACCUCCGGCUACCGAGCCGUUUUGGUGCAUUUCCCCAGAAACUUCACCAAAGAUCUACUUUGAAAGCAGACAGCUGCGAUUGAACACAAUCACCGAGGCAUCUCCCAGUUGGGUGGAAUUUGAGCUGGACUCGUUCCUGCCAACGAAGCUGGGCUCCGUAGUCUACAACGAGCGGCGGGAAAUUAUCGGGCUGAUGCAGAAUCCGGCCGGCGAACCAAUAGUUAUGACUAAUGCAAGCGCUGUUCUUGACUGGAUCGAAUCCGUGGUGUGGAGCGGUGAAUUGAUUAGGUGAAACUUGUAAGAGCUUUGGUUUC
Molecule: messenger RNA, 2118 nt
Organism: Aedes aegypti (yellow fever mosquito)
Lineage: Eukaryota; Metazoa; Arthropoda; Insecta; Diptera; Culicidae
Product: chymotrypsin-C
Exons: 5
Coding region: 553-1584 (343 amino acids)
Biological process (GO): proteolysis
Molecular function (GO): serine-type endopeptidase activity
Source: RefSeq, a predicted model, not a curated record